UGGGCUAAUGAAAGCAAGAUGGUUUCUUAAAUAAUAUUGCUGUGUCUUGGCAACAAAGGGGUAGCCUGCAAGGCAGGUGAGCAGAAACAAGUGAAUUGUUGCACCACUGCGGAAACGUGAAGAAUAUUGCAAUCCUGAAAGAAGGAAACAUUUUAGAGGAUAUGUUUCAUAGAAGACUGAAAAAGGAGAUGGGAAGAAACAUCAAGGCAUUUGAAAUAGUACUGGAGCUGAGUAAACUUAACGCUUAAAGCCUGUAGACACCUUUAAGUCUGAGUUAAAUUCUAGUAGAGAUCAGAGAGCUGAAACUGAGAACAAAACUGCCAGAAAAUCCUAACUUAAUUUUGGAGGUAGCUUUUGGGAUUUACCAGACUGCAGAACAUUAAUUGCUUCAAAUUGCAGAAGGAAAAGAAAGAAUCUCUUAAUGAUGGGUGAUGUCAGUUUUGGUGACUUGACGUGCAGGAUUGAUAACCUUGCAUUGUCAUUACAGUGAGCUGAGUAAGCAAACUGCAGACCCAUUGGAAGAUUGAAAAGCAAAGUUAAAUCUCUCAACAAAGAGUCUGCAAAAUGCAGACAAGGCGAAUUUAUGUGAAAGUUGGCACAUGGGGAAGGCUGAUGCUUAAAAUGCUACCCUUCAUUUGGGCAGAGCUGCUGUGCAAGAAGUGGAACUGUUUUACAAAAGCCCAUCAAAAGGGACCAGAAUUUUUUUUUAAAAAGCAGAGCAUGUGUGUAGUCUUCUGUGCAAUGAAGAAGAGGUGAAGAGGGGUUUUUCUUCUCUUAAAUGGCUCCUAAGGCUACAUCCAGUUGUUUGUAGUAUUGCCUUGAAUGUGAGCAGUGCUCGGGUUAUGUGUGUAUCUGUGGCCAGGCGUAGCACCGGAUGUGUUUGAAAGCAAAACCCGGCCCUGUGGCCACAGGCAAAGUGCAGAUUAGACAGAGGUUAAAUUGCUCAUAUUUCUGGGUAGGCAUAAAAAUAGCACAAGAUUACCUCUCCCUCCCUCUCCCUCUUCAGGCUAAUGGUUCUGGAAAGAAGUGAGCUGCAUGGUCUCACUGGCAAUGACCAUGCGACCCUCUGGGACAGAGGCUGUUUUCCAAAGACACCAGCGUACCUGCACAGCUGGUGUAGGUCAGUGAGUGAAUUGAGCUGGGUUCUGCCUCCCGUGGGGCUGUUUGUGUAUCUCAUCAGUAAGGCUGGCUGCUUGGGUCAGAAACAGCUGGGGUCUGAGGGGGGAGGGAUGGGGAGUGCCAGUCCAGAGAAGGAACUGCAUGAAGUGUAGAAUGGGAAUGGAAAAGCUCAUUUUCUAGCAAACAGGUAAAUAAGCAAAUGCUAACAAGAGUUGUUUGAUGUUAAACAUAGCCAAGAAAGCUUGGGGCAAAGGAGAUGCUGGCACUGUGCAUCUAAAGGUGUUAAAAAAAAAAUCAUCUUUGGAUUUGUGCGCCAGUGGUGAAGGAGUUUGCAUGUGCUUGGAACCCCUUGUCCCUCCCUAAUUUUUGCAGUUUCCUCUCUGCAAAAGAAGCAUUAUUAAAGUGCAUGACUGCAAAAAUACAACCUUAUGGGGGAGGGAGAGAACAGGAUAUUUUGGAAGCAUGGGAGCUAAAUGUCUGCAAAAGUUUAUUUUUGCUAUACUAAUUUUCAAGACACCUGCAACUGGAAAAAAGUCAAGAUUAUCCAGAAGUUUUAAAAAGCUGGGGACUUGAAUUCAGACAUAGGCUUGGCACUGCUAAAAUAGCCCUUUUGGAAGUGAAACUGUUUGCUGUGAUUCUAUAGGUCUGAGCUUUAUACUGAGCACCUGGUGAUAGUGUUUAAGGAAAUUCACGAUCCCUGUAAAAAGGCAAAAUAUAAUACAGUAACAGGUUACAUGGGGUGGAGCAUUUGCUGUUGCAUGAAUGAACGUAUAUCUGCGUGUUGUGCAUGGUGGCAAGUGUGAGUGCAAAAGGCAGUGAUGAGUCGGGUUGCUGUUGUGGCAAGUCCUCACUACAGAGGUGUGAAUUUCCCAGGCAUUUAGGAGGCAUCUUCACCUCCUUCACCCCUGCAGAAGGAGGAAGUGCAAUACGUGCGAUGUCUCCGAGUGGUGAGACAGCAGCCUGCUGAGGAGUCUCUGGGCCACAGCCUCUGUUUGCAGCAGCACUGUGAGACCUAUUUACUCGUUGACAAAGUAGAUUUUCUAGCAAACAUUGAGACUUGCCAGCAAAUGCUGCUGCUGAUCUCAGUAGUUUUGCCCCCGUUGGAAGAGGGAGGGCCGGAAGGGCAGUCUUCGCUCAGACCCUCCAGCUGAAACGGGGUUGGUGCCUCCCAGGACAAAGGUUCCUAGCACGGGAGGAAAGUGCUGGCUCUUUUUGUUUCUCUUUUCUGCUGGCAUUAAAAUUACCUGUUACGCUGCCAUCCCAUCUGUAAAGACCCAAGAAGACUUCUUUUGGCCACCACAUAAGAACAUUGUGAGAAGAGCACUGAAGGAUGCCCAGAGGAGCAAGGCAGGAUGGAUGGUGACAGCUCCACAACAGAUGCUUCUCAGUUAGGAAUUGCUGGAGAUUACAUUGGUAGCACUCACUAUGUGAUACCACCUCAUGAUGACACAGAGGAUGGCAUGAAUGAUCAUGAAGACACAAAUGGCUCAAAAGAGAGUUUUAGAGAGCAAGAUAUCUAUCUUCCAAUUGCAAAUGUGGCAAGGAUAAUGAAAAAUGCCAUACCCCAAACAGGAAAGAUUGCUAAGGAUGCAAAGGAAUGCGUGCAAGAGUGUGUAAGUGAAUUCAUCAGCUUUAUAACGUCAGAAGCAAGUGAGAGGUGUCACCAAGAGAAAAGAAAAACCAUCAAUGGAGAGGAUAUUCUGUUUGCCAUGUCUACCUUGGGGUUUGAUAGCUAUGUUGAACCUCUGAAGUUAUACCUCCAGAAAUUCAGAGAGGCAAUGAAAGGAGAAAAGGGAAUUGGGGGAACAGUUACAGCUGGAGAUGGUCUAAGUGAGGAGCUCACAGAGGAAGCAUUUACUAACCAGUUGCCAGCUGGCUUAAUAACUGCAGACGGCCAACAGCAGAACGUUAUGGUCUACACAACAUCGUACCAACAGAUCUCCGGCGUUCAACAAAUUCAGUUCUCAUGAUUUCAAGAAAGCUUUGUAUCUGGGAACACAAGACGGAAAAGCUGUGGAACUCUAACGAAGAGGCAGUUUUAAUGACUGCUGAAGAGAUUUAUCUCUUUGUAUAUUAAAUAGCUGUAAUGUAGCUACCUGAAGCUUGACUAAUUAAGGUGUGAGUUCCGACUCCAAUCUUUUUUCAUGAUGAUUUAAAAAAAAAUUGGAUUUUAAAGGUAUUAAAGUAUUUUUGUUUUGUACAAGAGUUUGUUGCUCUGUAUAACUCCUGUAUGCAUUGUAUAUUGCAAUUUAUUACUGUCAGAGAUUUGUAGACAGUUUCUUAUUUUCAUAUUGAAUCACAUUACUUUUGUAAUUCAGGUAAACAGCUGGGUUAAUUCAUGUUUACCCUUUGAAUAAAAUUGUAAGGGUAAAGUUCA
Phalacrocorax carbo (great cormorant) is the source of this 3496-nucleotide messenger RNA. NCBI's taxonomy places the organism in Eukaryota, Metazoa, Chordata, Aves, Suliformes, Phalacrocoracidae. The record is from RefSeq and is a predicted model, not a curated record.